CGCCCCGGAGCAGCCGCUGUAGCUGAAGCAGGACGCUUGGUCCGGAAGCGGAGAGACGUCAGGCCCAGGCGUGGAAGCGGCCGGGCGCUCCCCGGCGCGGCGGGGGUGCGGGCUGGAGAUGGGCAGCGAGCUGCUCACGCUGGACUGCCUCGUCCACGUCUUCUCCUACCUGGAGGCACCGGAUCUGCUCCGCGCCGCGCGGGUGAACCAGGCAUGGAACGAAGCCGCAGGCACAACUUCCCUAUGGAGAAGGAUGUGCCUAGAUCGUUGGACCUUUUGCAAUAUUUCCAACCUGACUCCCGGUAUGCAGACAUGGAAACAGUACUAUCUCCACCGCUCCAAACUUGAGCAUGAAAUGGCAUCAGGCCGGCCAUCAGCUGAUUAUAUAUGUAGGUCCAUGAGGGGGCAUAAAGGUAAAAUAGUUGGUCUGGCUUAUCUCUCAGACAACGAGCACGUGUUUGGCGCUGGAAAGCUGAGGUCUGUGGUUUGCACUGCAUCUACUGAUGGCACUAUCCGAGCAUGGCAGGUCCAAGAGGGUACACAGAUAUGGUCAAGUCCCUCCCAGGAAGUGCCAUUUGUAAAGGUUAUUACUGUCCCACAGUACAAACUAGCAAUCAGCACAGACGCCUUUGGAACCAUUAAAGUCUGGCAUGGAGAAACCGGGGAAGAGCUUGCUGCAUUCUCUACAUCGUCAUCCUCGUCCAGUCUGGUUACCUACUCAGUGAACAAUAAGCCCUUCCUAACUGUGGCUACUGCAGGAGGUGCUAUCUAUACGUUAGAAGUUCCUAAUCUAAAUCAGGUUUCAUGUAUUGCAGCAUUUCAAAACUCUAGCAUUGAUUUAUUACUUUGUUCACCGGACAAGCAAUGUCUAGUUGCUGGAUCUACUGAGAAUGCAAAUACAUUUCCAAAGAUGUUUUAUACAGAUUGCUUGAUUAACCCAGUGGAUGAACCACCCAUAUCUAGUUCUCUGCCUGUCAACAAUUGUGCUGUUGUCUGCUGGUUACCAAAAGCACCAGCAAGAAUAGCAGUAAUGCACCAAGAUCGCAUGUCAGUUCAAAGGAACAUCACAGUGUUUGAUCUAGCUGUCAAAAAGUCUAAAUAUAAAACGGAAGUUCUAGCUCAACAGAUUGCAAGUUUCACACUGCCACAAAGCACUUGGCCCACAGCAAUUCUCAUGGAAGGGCAUGGAACAGAAACAAUUCUUCUAGGAUGUGGAUCAAACUUAAAACUAUAUUCAAUUUUUGGGACUCAAUUAGAAGCUUUCCAGCAUCACAACAAUACAAUCACUUCAAUAUGGGUGGAUUCUUUUCAUGUUGUCACAUCAUCUUUGGAUCUCUCACUCCGUGUGUACACAUGGAAAAAAGUAAACAAAAUCUCUUCACUGACAAGUCGCUAUUACUUACUAGGGGGAACCCACAGAUGGUCAAGUACAUUGAAAGGUGAACUGACAUUGGCAAUCAAUGUGAGGCAGAUUUUCUUUGAAGACAGCAGCAGUGACCACCCCCACAUAAAAUAUCAAACUUAAAUGACCUUUUUAGGAAUAAAUUACCCUGCUGUUCAAACAGCUGUGGAAGAUACAUCACCUUCAGCCAUUCAAGCCUUUUUAUAUGUAAAAAAAUUUCUAGUAAACUGAGCAUGUGGUUCUCGUAUUUUGCAUAGUAUUCUUUUGUAUAAAGUCAAUUUCUGCUGUAAGCCAUCUGUCAAAAAAGUCACACCUUUAUUUUUCAGUAAGUUGUAUCUAUGUUUUGAGAAGCUGCAGUGUAAUGGAGUUUAAACUCCAGGCAGAGCUUAUGCAACAUACUGCCAAGGCACUAUUCAGGCUCUCCUCCUGCCACACUCUGAAAGUUUAGGGUACCUAAGUGCUUUGGGCUGCUAGAUUAAAAUAAUAUUGUUUUAAUGUGUUUAAACUUUAAAUUGUAAAACUAGCUCCCUGUUAAAAGGUUUUCAAUUUAACUUGUUCUGUUCACAAUUUUUCUGCAACAGGGGCUUUACAGAUGUGGCAUGUGACAACAUCAGCAUUGUAGGUGUGGUAGCUGAAAGUGACGAAACAAGUAUUUUAAGAGCAUAUUCCUUUAACUUGUAAAUGGUGAAACAUUUAAUAAUCCUUCAUUUUAGCUGCAGUUGUGGGUGUUGCUUAGCUAGAGGUGUUCCCUUUGAGCAAUAUACAGUGGUAAGCUUUGUGAACACCCCCAUUUGAAUAGAAGAGAUGCUGAUGAGCACCAUGAAGCUAGGUCGCCUUAAUCAGAAACCAUCAGUUGUGGGGUCAAGUAAAAGCCUGUGUGGUAGCCAUAAAAAUAAUGCUACCACCACAUAGCAUAUAUACUGAAGUUUAACCACAAUGUUUAGAGAUCAUCCUUAAGCUGUACUUCAUCUAGUACAAUUGUGGAAUAAAAAUAGUCCUUUAAAAUACACUAAUUUCAGUGAUGCCACGGCUAUUUAUAUUAUAGCCUUUAGAAUGCAGUAUCUCAAUAAGUAAACUUCACUUUCCAUCAUGAAAAUUUAGGCACGCUUACCCUAAAUAAAGAGUCAUACAACAGUUUAAAAUUUAUUGGCUCUGCAACAAAGUACAAUUAGGCUCAUGGAAAUACUCAAUAUGUGCUUUAAUGCAAAAAAAAAAAAAACAGGAAGGAAACAAUUCUUGAACCUGGUUCUGUCAAUAUAGUGUGGUUCAGUGCAACAUCUCCUGGCAUGGUGUUUUAUCCAGCAGAUGUAUGAUACUCUGUCAAGAACUGAAGUACAUACUGACUACCCCUAAGUAACAUAGCAGGGGACAUCUUUUCCACACCUGCAAGAUUUAGACCAACAUGAAGUCUUGAAAAAAAGUACAUAAUACUCUGCUAUACAUUUAUAUUGCAAUGGUGUAGUCACAGAACAGUUUCUUCUUUCACACAGCUACAGGAAAGGACCCUUAUACUUCCUUCCAUUGCUUGUGAUUCAUUCAACAUUAUUUGUUUUUAAGCUGGCUGCAAGUCUUCCCUUAAGAAUAUCCAUGAUUAAACAUCUAAAAUGUUUAAGGGUUUUAAAGCUUGAUUUUAUUCAUCUUAUAGAAAAUCUGAGUUGUCAUUACGAACCUGAGACUUUCAUCAGCAUUGAGUACUUUAAGAGGUACAUCCCUCACUUCUAAUAUUAGAAGUCACCUGAACUAACAAUAUACCUUAACUCUCUCAUUCAGUGCUGGAAAAUCUUAGCCUAAUCUUGAAAGGCAGGUGAGAGAGACUCUUACCAUAUUACAUCACUCACUUUUACUAAAAGAGCAAAUAGUGUGUUCUGUUUGUCCUCCAAAGCAACACUAUACGGCUACAACCUUGAGGUUAGUACUCUACAUGGGUUGUCAGAAUGAGUCUGUUGCUGCCACACUUACUUUCAUUAAAACUUAAUAUGAUCAAAUGUUUGGCUUACACCAGUUUUUUCUUCACAUAUCAAAGCUGCAGAAGUUUAGACUGAGCCAAAAUGGUCCUGUUGUAAUAAUAAAGCCCUAAGAAAGGCAGCAGGUUGUAUAGUUAACUCCUUGUGAGCAAAAUCCCUGCCCUAAAACUAUGCAACCUACUACCUCUUCCUAGGAGCCCACUUUCUUCUGCAGUUCUUCUAUUUAGCAGCUGCACUGUGAAAUCAGCUGUUAACUUUUAUUGCAGUUUCUUUUGACUUUGUUUUCAGACAUACAUAUACUGUGACAUUUUACAUUCAUUUAUAUUUCCAGAUAACCUCAGCUUUAUUUCACUAUAUUUGGUAAUAAGUCAGGAAUGGUGGAUCAGUUACAGAAGUUGUCUCUAGACUAAAAACCUUGAUGACUGAUAUACUGCUUCAGAUUCACCUUAAUUAAGCCCACUACCACUUGUUCAGUCAGAACAGCCCCUAAAAUUAAUCACUUAUCAGGUAGCUCCUUCUCCCACACAAUAAACGAGUCAGGGUUUAACCAUUUUAGGCAGUGAAAGAACAAGUUUGAGCCUAUGCCAUUUAAAAAAUAAAUGUAACCAGCUCAGAUUUAUUGGGUAAAGAAAACCUUCUGGGGCUCAUAACCCACCAGGAUGGUUAAAACAGGCAUCAGGGGAUCAUAGCCAUCCUACACUCUGAUGGGGAUUACUCUCCCAUUUAGUAAGGUGCAAAGAAAAAGUGGAGAACCACUAAUUGAAUCUCACUCCCUAGCCUUGGGGUGGGGGAGAAGAAGUGGAGAGAGACAGUGAAGUGUUUACACAAGAUAGUACUGCUGAAGUCAUUUUCUCACAUCAGUUUACUGGCUACUUGGGCUACAUGCUGUCAGGGCACCCAUGAAUUUCAAAACUUGUGUGUGACUGUCUGACCACUUUAAGUCAAGAUUAGUAAUGCAACAGAAAACAUUUGAAAGACCAUUUGUAUAUAAACACAUCACUCA
Molecule: messenger RNA, 4369 nt
Organism: Chelonia mydas (Green sea turtle)
Lineage: Eukaryota; Metazoa; Chordata; Testudines; Cheloniidae
Gene: FBXW12
Product: F-box and WD repeat domain containing 12
Exons: 10
Coding region: 119-1525 (468 amino acids)
Molecular function (GO): protein binding
Source: RefSeq, a predicted model, not a curated record